UCCUACGCCGAAAACUAAGAGAGAUGUCGAACAAAAUCAUCCUCUUGAGUUUUGUAGCUCUUACUUUUAGCUGCCUUGCCUUAGCCUACGAGCCUAAACCCCUACAAGAUUUUUGUGUAGCCGAUCCCAACAGCUCAGUGAAAGUAAAUGGUCUAGUAUGCAAGGACCCGAUGAAAGUUAUAGCUGAUGACUUCUUCUUCAGUGGGCUACACCUCAUGGGCAACACAUCAAACCCUGUGGGAUCAAGGGUUACCACAGUCUUUGCAACUCAGUUACCUGGGCUAAACACUUUAGGCAUCUCAAUGGUUCGGAUUGACUACGCGCCAUGGGGACAAAACCCACCUCACAUUCAUCCAAGAGCCACUGAGAUUCUUACCGUUCUUGAAGGAAGCCUACUUGUUGGGUUUGUCACAUCCAACCCCAAUAACCGUUUUAUCACCAAGGUGCUGAAAAAGGGUGAUGUUUUCGUGUUCCCCGUUGGACUUGUGCAUUUCCAGAGUAACGUCGGGAAUGGGAAUGCAGUGGCUAUUGCUGCAUUGAGCAGUCAAAACCCUGGUGCCAUAACGAUAGCGAAUGCUGUUUUUGGUGCAAAUCCUCCAAUUCCAGGGGAUAUUUUAGCCAAGGCGUUCCAAGUGGAUAAAAGCGUGGUGGACCAACUACAAUCAAAGUUCUAGUGUAACAAAGAUUCUGAUGGGCCGGUGUUCGUGGGUGUGAUUGUUUGGCUUCAUUCAUUGGUGUGUUUUAAAGCUUUCAUUUUAAAUUAUGUGUGUGCAUGUUCGUGUUAAGUUAUUAAUCUUUGGUUUGCAAUGAAAAGUUUGUUUAUGGGAGUUUA
Molecule: messenger RNA, 832 nt
Organism: Helianthus annuus (common sunflower)
Lineage: Eukaryota; Viridiplantae; Streptophyta; Magnoliopsida; Asterales; Asteraceae
Product: putative germin-like protein 2-1
Exons: 2
Coding region: 24-674 (216 amino acids)
Cellular component (GO): cell wall
Molecular function (GO): manganese ion binding
Source: RefSeq, a predicted model, not a curated record